AUUAAAUGAGAUAAUGUCUUCUGAAGACAUUCAUGAGUCACAAAGUAUUGAGAAAAGUCACAGAUCUCGAGACUAUGAGGUAGAAUGUGAUGAAUGGGAACAAAUCAAAGCCUUACCACUCAUUGAUUUGAGUCAACAAAAAGAGGACUCCAAUUGUGACCUAUCGUUGACAUCUCGGGUCACAUCAUGUGUUAGUUUAGACGAAACUCUCGCAUAUUUCGAGUCCACUCCUGUAGACCAACAACUG
Messenger RNA from Oppiella nova, 247 nucleotides. The record is from the annotation of a GenBank genome assembly. NCBI's taxonomy places the organism in Eukaryota, Metazoa, Arthropoda, Arachnida, Sarcoptiformes, Oppiidae.